This is a messenger RNA of Amoebophrya sp. A25, 1607 nucleotides long. NCBI's taxonomy places the organism in Eukaryota, Dinophyceae, Syndiniales, Amoebophryaceae. The record is from the annotation of a GenBank genome assembly.
AGAUUUAUCGCAAAGACCCCUUUGAUAAACUGUAACCCGAUCGUUUCAUUUUCUAAUGCAAGUAAUAAUUUUGAUUUUCAUCUUGAAUACGGAUUCUGAUUCUUGAUCUUGAUUCAACGAAGUGGAAGAACAACAGAGAGCACGAUGUUGCCGUCUUUUGCUCGUGCUGUCUCUCGUCUUGGGGAGGCCGGCUGUCCUUCCUCUGCCUCGUCAGCGCUUGGCACAAUAUCAUCUUCUUGUUCUACUCGAUUAAGUGGCUCAGGAGCGGCAAUAUUCGCUUUCCAGAGAUACGAUACGAGGGGACCGAAGUGCGUCCUGCCAAAAGACAUGAUUCAGACUUGGAAACUAGCACCGGGGGACGAUGUCAAGGUCCUUUCGGGGAAGGAUAAAUCGAAAGAAGGCGUUGUUCUCGCUGUGGACAAAAGGAGAAAUAUGGUCAAGGUAUUUUUAAUUUUCUUCGUCUGAUUUGGGUCAGAUGUUAUCAAUUGAUAUGGCCCAAUUCCAGCAGUUCUUGAGGUGGCCAAUACGCUUCCACUAUCUAAAUGACCUCACCAGGUGAAAGGUUGCAAUAUGCAGACGUUGAAAAAUGACCCCUCACCAGGUGAAAGGUUGCAAUAUGCAGACGUUGAAAGAUAAGGAAGGCAAGAAGGUUCGAGUAGAACGAAAGAUUCACUAUUCCAACAUCAACUUGCUGGAUCCAGUAACAAGGGAAGCAACGCGAGUGGGCCUCCAUUUUCAGCCGGAUGGAGCGAUAUUUUAUGAUAGGAUGCUGAAUGCUGUGUAUGUGUUACUGUUAGUAAGUUUCGUGAGUAAAAAAUUGUUUCUGAUAGUAAGUUUCGUGAGUAAAAAAUGAUUAAUUUUUCCUUGUGGUGUUAGAACUGUCUGAGUCUGUUAGUAACUUGCGUUUCGCAAGUAGACACUAAUAGCUACAGAAGAUGUACCAUGACAGGACAUCACAAAUGAUAAAUUGCUUCCGGUUCAUCUCCAUUAGAACGUUGAUCAUGAGCAACCAGGAAAAGAAGCCUAACUGACACGCUGUGAAACUACUCAGCGUGAGAAAAGUCCCCUCAAAAUUCAUCUAAUUCCCACGCGUGAGCAAGAAGAGCGGACAAGUAAUACCAUGGCCAGAGCGACAAUUUAAGCGGUUCGAUACCGAGAUGCAGGUGACACAUGAGAAAGUUAUGCUGGGAUCAUUUGAGUGACUUAGACUUAAAAUACGUAAGGAUCUGUAGAUACCUACAACUCAUGCUACCAGCUGUUCCAACUUCGGAUUAUUAUGAGAUAUCGACAACUUCUUGUACAGCAAGUAGAAUUUCCAGUUUCACAUAGGUUACACUUCCACUACAUCAAAUUCAUGAUCAAGAGGAAAACUCUAACAACGACACGGAGCCUGCAGAUGCCUUGGAGAAGACGUACUGCUAUCAUCGCGAUGUCCAAGCGUCGCGACUGGCGAGACAGUCCAUGACGAAAUACAAUCAUGACACCUAACGAUUUGAGGAUAGAUGAAAAUUGAAUUACUGAGAUGACUGGAUUUUGGCGGAACACUAGGAUUGUUGCAACGAAUUAUGAGUUAUGACUGUCACACACGCAUACAGCUAGACCAUAAG